AUGGCUUCUAACUGUUCUCCCAUGUGCUGCUCUUCUGAGUCGGGUACCAGGACUUCUGAUUGUACACUUGCUUCAACCUGUUCUGUGGAAAACACUUGUCUCCCCAACAGCUGUUCUACAUCCAGAUGCCAGACCCCCAGCUUCCUAUCCAGGACUUGCGUGCCAAUGGGGUGCCUUGUGCCAUACUGCUUACCUGGGAGUUGUAAUGUUCCCUGCUUUGUGGGGAAAUGUGCCUGGUGUGAGGAUGGCGUGUUCAACAGCAACGAGAAGGAGAUGAUGCAGUUCCUGAAUGACAGACUUGCCAACUAUCUGGAGAAGGUGCACGGGCUGGAGGAGAUGAAUGCAGAGUUGCAAGGCAGGAUCCAAGAACAGUGUGAAGAGGAUGUCCCAUUGGUGUGCCCUGACUAUCAGUGUUAUUUCGACACCAUUGAAGAUCUCCAACAAAAGAUCUUGUGUACGAAGGCAGAGAAUUCCAGACUUGCUGUACAGCUUGACAACUGCAAACUGGCUGCUGAUGACUCUAGGUCAAAGUACGAGUCUGAAUUGUCUCUUCGCCAGCUGGCAGAGAAUGACAAUCGUGGCCUGCGUGGGAUCCUGGGCGAGCUGACCCUGCGCAAAUCUGAUCUGGAGGCCCAUGUAGAGUCUCUGAAGGACGAUCUCCUUUGCCUUAAGAAAAACCAUGAAGAGGAGGUCACCAUGCUUCAUUGACAGCUGGGUGACCGACUCAGUGUGGAGCUAGACACUGCCCCCACCAUGGACCUCAACAGGGUCCUGGAUGAGAUGUGUUGUCAGUAUGAAAGUUUGCUCGCCAAUAACAGAGAUGUGGAAGAAUGGUUCACUGUUCAGACGGAGGAACUGAAUCAGCAGCAGCUGUCCAGAGCAGAGCAGCUGCAGGGCUGCCAGACAGAGAUCUUGGAACUGAAACAUACAGCCAAUGCUCUGGAAAUAGAGCUCCAAGCACAGCUAAGCCUGACAGAAUCUCUGGAAUGCACUGUGGCAGAAACCGAGGCCCAGUACAGCUCCCAGCUGGCCCAGAUGCAGUGCCUGAUUGGUAAUGUGGAGAACCAGCUGGCCAAGAUCCGCUGCGACCUGGAGCGGCAGAACCAGGAGUAUGAGGUGCUGCUGGACACCAAGGCCCGGCUGGAGUGUGACAUCAACACGUACCAAGGGCUGCUGGAGAGCGAGGACUGCAGGCUUCCCUGUACCCCAUGUUCUGCAACAAGCACAUCAAGCAACACUUGUGAACCAUGCUCAGCAUACAUGAUUUGCACAAUGGAAAACUACUGUACGUGA
Hippopotamus amphibius kiboko is the source of this 1293-nucleotide messenger RNA. RefSeq names its product keratin 40 (gene KRT40). Lineage: Eukaryota; Metazoa; Chordata; Mammalia; Artiodactyla; Hippopotamidae. The record is from RefSeq and is a predicted model, not a curated record. Gene Ontology annotation, molecular function: structural molecule activity.